AUGUCGUUCCUCGAGCACCAAGUGAUAAAAGCGGAUGGGGUAUCCUGCAAGCCGGUGAGCAUCAGGUGCAGCAGGGAAAAGUACCGGAGCUUCGACGGCACCUGCAAUAACUUGCAGAAGCCUGGCUGGGGGAGAAAGGGGGCGCCCUUCACGAGGAUCGCCCCGCCACGGUAUGCUGAUGGAAUCUUCUCAAUGCCAGUAGCUAAGAGCGGUCGUCCACUGCCAAAUCCACGAAUACUGUCGACGCGUCUGUUUCCUGAUAUACCUAUACCGAGCAGUUCCCUUAACUAUCUUAACAUGCAAUGGGGACAGUUUGUCACCCAUGAUAUGAUGCAACGUUUGACAGAGGUCACAGAUGAAGGUGGUAUACAAUGCUGCCUUGGAGAAGGUGGCGACGUGCUACCUCCAGAAUGGCAGAACGAUAAAUGCAUCCCCAUUAAAGUUCCCGACGACGAUCCAUUUUAUGGUUAUUACGGGAUCAAGUGCCUCAAUUUAGUCCGGAGUGUCACCACGCCAAGAGACGAUUGCAGUUUGGGAUAUGCAGAACAGAUGAACGCGGUAAGCAGCUACCUGGAUGGCUCUCAGAUCUACGGUUCUGACAAAAAGCAGGCAUCAAUGUUAAGGAGCAAGAAGAAAGGUCGUCUCCGUGAAGAGUACAAGACAAAAGCUAAAAGAGGCUACCUACCCACUGUCAGUGACAAAUCGGCAAGCUGCGUUCUACGAAAUAUGUCGGAACCUUGCUAUUUAGCUGGCGACGGCAGGAUAAACCAGACUCCGACGUUGGCGAUGCUGCACACUCUACUUCUACGGGAACACAACCGCGUCGCGGAUAUACUACAAGGAAUGAAUCCUCAGUGGAGCGACGAAAGAAUCUUUCAGGAGGCUAGGAGAGUCGUGAUAGCGGAACUGCAACAUAUCACAUACCAGGAAUGGCUUCCGUUAAACUUUGGCGAGAGUUACUUCCGUUACUACCGUAUCUCACCGUCUUCAUUGUACAGUCACGACUAUAAUGCGGAUGCGAACGCUGCUAUCAUCAGCAGCUUCGCGACUGCCGCCUUCCGUUCGCUACACUCGCUAGUACCAGACUCCAUCAUGACCUGUCCCUCUAACUACUACACCGCCUAUCUGCAUAAACUUAGCGACCAUUUCCAAAAUCCUAGUCUUCUGGAAACUUCGUCGGAAUCCUUCGACGAUAUAGUACGCGGUGCCCUGGCGCAUGUGUGCUCUGAGGCGGAUCCGUACUGUAGCGGGGAUGUCACCAAUCUACUGUUCAAGACACGCCGUGCAUGGGGACUAGACCUCAUCGCUAUAGAUAUACAGAGGGGCAGGGACCAUGGAAUCGCCUCCUAUAACAAUUUCAGGGAGAUUUGCGGUUUGCGUAGAGCUAAAACGUUUCAAGAUUUAAGUGGAGAGAUACCUCAGGACCGCAUCUAUGCUCUAUCGCAAUUGUACGAGUGCGUAGACGACAUAGAUUUGUUUGUGGGCGGGGUGAUGGAGCAAGCGGUGCACGGUUCGACUCUCGGCCACACGUUCCAGUGCAUAGUGGCGGAACAAUUCUACAGGACGCGGGUCGGAGACAGGUUCUUUUACGAUAAUAGUGAAAUGCCACAUUCUUUCUCCACUGAACAACUCCGGCAGUUAAAAAAGGCUUCUAUCGCUCGUCUGAUUUGUGACAACACUGACGUUAUUUACGUGCAACGGAACGCAUUCGAAAGGGAAAGUCCCGCAAACCCAAAAGAGCAUUGCGAUAACUAUGCUACGAUUCCGUACGUCGAUCUAACCGUUUGGAAAACAAAUUCUAUAUUCGAUUGA
Messenger RNA from Diatraea saccharalis (sugarcane borer), 1812 nucleotides. Lineage: Eukaryota; Metazoa; Arthropoda; Insecta; Lepidoptera; Crambidae. The record is from the annotation of a GenBank genome assembly.